GCCAGUACUGAAUACUGAGUGUAGGCAUUGUUUUCGCCUAAACGUUCUUGAAAGAAUUCAUGUCACAUUUGUUUUUGAUCUUUGCAGAGACUGAAGGAUAUUGAUCACGGAAAAGGAACUACAUCGUCAAUUUUCUGCAUUGUCUUUGGCAAUGCCCAUCACCUCUUGGCUCAAUCAACCCCUCCCAAAAUAAAGUGUUUCCGCCCACUGCACUGAAUCCGACCCGCCUUUUCUCGGCUCUUUCUUUUCAUCGUUUGUCUCCCCAGAGCGUUCGCUUGCACACCUCAAAAAGCAAACGAAGAAAAGGUCAGAAAUAGGCCUCAUUGCAGGGGCCCAACUGCCUCACUCUUCCGACCAUGGCGGAACUCUCUGUAGCUGAAGGGUUGCUGGCCUUCUGGCAUCUCUAUCGACUGCCCCUUCUCCUCACUCUGGUCGCCGCUUUCACUUUUAUCCGCGUCUAUCGCACACUUCAGCCCAAAUCUAGAAUCGCUACCGCCUCCUCAGUCCCACCCUCCCCACGAAGCCAUUCUCCGGAGAAGAGCGAGAAGAUCGCGGUCGGAUAUGAUGAAAAAGACGUUCCAGCCGCAGGAUCGAACACCAAGACCAUCGUCCAGAAGGAGACCUCGGCCAAGCCUACAUCGGGUCCCAAGAGAGUAUCAGGAAAGAAGCCUCUGAAGGUUGCUGGCCGUCGCGCAGGUUCCGACCAGGAGCAGCCUCUGUCUUUCAUCCAGCCUAUCAUCUUCUUUGCCUCGCUGACCGGUACUACCGAGAAACACGCGCAAGACCUGCUAGAAUAUAUGCGUAUUGGCGCCCAAGAACGAGCCGAUCUUGAGAAUCGCGAGCGGGGCAUCCUUCCCCCACAGAUCCAUGACCUCUCGUAUGUCGACUAUGACGAUUACUUCGCUGCUGCACCCAAGCCUCCCCCCAACUCUCCCGGCACGCGCUAUGUGUAUUGUUUAUUGAUCCCGUCGUACAACAUCGAUACCGUUUUGAAUACCUUCCUCAGCCACCUUGACGAGACCCACAACGACUUUCGCAUUGACACUGCGCCACUCUCGUCGCUGGCCGGCUAUUGUGUUUUCGGAUUUGGUGACAAGGAAGGAUGGCCGACUGAGGAGGAGGGAUACUGCUCUCAAGCUAAGGAACUCGAUCGCUGGAUGGCGAAGCUUACAGGCAAGAAGCGGGCUUAUCCACUAGGCUUCGGCGAUGUUAAGAGUGACGCGGAAGCGGCUUUACGCGAGUGGGCUCAUGGUCUUCAAGAUAUUUUGGGUGACAUUCUGGAAAAUGGUGGGUUGGGUGAAGGUGUUCCUGGCAGCGGUGACCCGCUCGAAAGUGACGAGGAAGAUCUGGACGAAGAGGAAGAAUCCGAUGGCAACCGAAAGAUUAACCGGAAACGUAACAAGACCCAGGACGUGGUUGAUCUGGAGGACAUCAAGUUCAGCGCUGAUAGCCAAAAUGGAUCGGGAGCCCCAGUCCCCGUCGACUUUACCACCGCCGGUGCUUCUGCACCUUCCGCCAUUCAGCCUAGUGAGAAGGAAAUGGUCCCUAAGACAUCACCCACCUAUGCUGCUCUUACGAAACAAGGUUACACCAUUGUUGGUUCUCACUCGGGGGUCAAGAUCUGCCGCUGGACCAAGUCAGCCCUACGUGGCCGUGGCUCUUGUUACAAGUUCUCGUUCUAUGGAAUUCGCUCGCACCUUUGCAUGGAAGCUACUCCCUCCCUUUCCUGCAGCAACAAGUGUAUCUUCUGCUGGAGACAUGGCACUAAUCCGGUUGGCACUACUUGGCGUUGGAAGGUGGAUUCGCCCGACUUGAUUUUCAAUGGUAUCAAGGAGGGUCACUACAAGAAAAUCAAGAUGAUGCGUGGUGUUCCUGGUGUGCGUGCUGAGCGAUUUGCCGAGGCUAUGCGCAUCCGUCACUGCGCUCUUAGUUUGGUCGGCGAACCGAUUUUCUAUCCUCACAUUAACCAGUUCUUGGACAUGUUGCACAGCGAACAUAUCUCCAGCUUCCUUGUCUGCAAUGCCCAACAUCCCGACCAGCUCGAAACCCUCUCGCGAGUGACCCAGUUGUACGUGUCCAUUGACGCGAGUAACCGGGAGAGUCUGAGGAAGAUCGACCGCCCUCUUCACCGUGAUUUCUGGGAGCGUUUCCAGCGUUGCCUCGACAUUCUCCGCGAGAAACGCCACAUGCAGCGCACUGUCUUCCGUCUUACGUUGGUGAAGGGCUUCAAUGUGGACGACGAAGUUAUUGGCUACGCGAACCUGGUUGAGAAGGCACUGCCCUGCUUUAUCGAGAUCAAGGGUGUCACUUACUGUGGUACUAGCACCAGCGCAGGUGCCGGAUUGACCAUGCAGAAUGUGCCUUUCUACGAGGAAAUCCAGGAAUUUGUCACCUCCCUCAACCAGGAGCUGGAGCGCCGUGGAUUGAAGUAUGGUAUUGCCGCGGAGCAUGCUCAUAGCUGUUGUGCGCUCAUUGCCUCUGAGCGCUUCCACGUGAAUGGAAAGUGGCACUCGCGGAUCAAUUACCAACGUUUCUUUGAGCUCUUGGAGAAAGAAAAGGCGGACGGUACCCCUUUCAAGCCUGAGGAUUACAUGGAAGAGACUCUAGAGUGGGCAUUGUGGGGCAAUGGUGGCUUUGAUCCCAACGAUGAGCGUGUCUACAAGAAGGGGAAGAAGAAGGGUCUCCAAGCUGCAGCGGCGACCCUGGAUUGAUCUCGCAUGCGGCUCAAUACAAACACGUCCCGUCAUUCCCACGGAUCCCUAAGGGACGCCCUAAGGCCCACCCCAGACCUAUUAUGCUGGUGGUAGACGACUUUGUUCAAAGCAAUCCUGCGCUUGCGAUAGAAGGAGCACCAUGCUGUCCAAGUAUCCGCAUAGCUAUUAGGUCGUGGUCAAUGGGAUUUGUUCGCUCCGAGUCCAUGUCGAGUGGACCACUUAAGAGGGCAAUCAUGCCCUCGGCAGCUCACCGAGGACGAAACUAUGCCCGAUUUCAAGCUGAGAUCAUUCUCAGACAACAAAAUACACACUGGCCAGAGUCAACUGAUGUGCAAGUCAACAGGCUAGUUGAAUUUCUUCUACCAUUCUUGUAUCUAGUUAGGAAGUCCAUGAUAAAAUUUCAGCUAUAUUCUUUUCAUUGUUUGACAUCACGGCC
Messenger RNA from Aspergillus saccharolyticus JOP 1030-1, 3150 nucleotides. Its product is annotated as flavodoxin and radical SAM domain protein. The coding region runs from base 357 to 2711 and encodes 784 amino acids. The record is from RefSeq and is a predicted model, not a curated record. Gene Ontology annotation, molecular function: 4 iron, 4 sulfur cluster binding; FMN binding; catalytic activity. Gene Ontology annotation, biological process: wybutosine biosynthetic process. Lineage: Eukaryota; Fungi; Ascomycota; Eurotiomycetes; Eurotiales; Aspergillaceae. The transcript has 2 exons.